Laccaria bicolor S238N-H82 is the source of this 345-nucleotide messenger RNA. RefSeq lists its product as uncharacterized. The record is from RefSeq and is a predicted model, not a curated record. Lineage: Eukaryota; Fungi; Basidiomycota; Agaricomycetes; Agaricales; Hydnangiaceae. The transcript has 2 exons. Bases 1 to 345 code for a protein of 114 amino acids.
AUGCCUUUCUUCCAAUGCUGCUCCAAAGCAAUUGUACCCACCCCUGACCCACCUCCUGUGAGAUGGCUUCCAGAUCGUGGGGCAAUCAAAGCUUCGGUUUUGGUGGUUCCUCCCGAUGGCUUGGUGGGCAAAACAGGGAUGAAAUGCAUUACAGAAAUGAUUCUGCGUCAGUACAGAAUUUUUGGGGUAGUGCAAGUGGCGGAGUGCAAUUCUGAUAUUAUCAUCGCUGACAUAGUUUGCGUGCCAACAAAAUAUGCUAGAGGACAAGUUCAACCAGAGACCUGGUACCUGCCAUCCAGGCAUACAUGGCAAUACCCUGUUAUUAAUCAGAUCAUGCUCGCUUGA